This is a messenger RNA of Epinephelus moara (kelp grouper), 2987 nucleotides long. RefSeq names its product integrin-linked protein kinase. Gene Ontology annotation, cellular component: stress fiber; focal adhesion. The record is from RefSeq and is a predicted model, not a curated record. The transcript has 13 exons. The coding region runs from base 296 to 1654 and encodes 452 amino acids. Lineage: Eukaryota; Metazoa; Chordata; Actinopteri; Perciformes; Serranidae. Gene Ontology annotation, biological process: protein phosphorylation; cell-matrix adhesion; integrin-mediated signaling pathway. Gene Ontology annotation, molecular function: protein kinase activity; protein binding; ATP binding.
CGUUACCACGUACGUACGGCGGCAGUGAGGGUGUGGACGUCCCACAGCAUUCAAUCUACUGGACACAACACACAACGCUGCUAAUAACUUCUGUUCACCGCAACAGGCGACUGUACCCGGGUUGCCAGAGUGCUGUUUAGUAUCUCAGACUGUGUCGCUCAUUAUCCCAGAUGAGGGACUGAUGCUGGCCAGGAACCUGUUGAACCCCUCGGGUCGCCUCCCUCAUCUGUCCCACUUCAGUUCUGCAUCUACGAUCACGGGUGCGCCUUAAGAGAAGGAGAAUACACCAGUCAAAAUGGAUGAUAUCUUCACGCAGUGCCGGGAAGGCAAUGCAGUGGCAGUUCGCUUAUGGUUGGACAAUACGGAGAAUGACCUCAAUCAAGGAGAUGACCACGGCUUCAGCCCUCUCCACUGGGCAUGCAGGGAGGGCCGCUCCAGCGUGGUGGACAUGCUCAUCAUGAGAGGGGCUCGCAUCAACGUCAUGAAUCGCGGGGACGACACGCCUCUGCACCUGGCUUCCAGCCAUGGACAUCGCGAAAUCGUGGGAAAGCUGAUCCAGUGCAAGGCAGACACAAAUGCAGCCAAUGAACACGGAAACACACCACUGCAUUAUGCCUGCUUCUGGGGCCAAGAUCAAGUGGCUGAGGACCUUGUGACUAAUGGAGCUCAGGUGAGCAUCUGUAACAAAUAUGGGGAAACCCCUCUGGACAAAGCCAAACCUCACCUGCGGGAACUCCUCAAAGAAAAGGCUGAGAAAAUGGGACAGAGCUUGACUAAAAUUCCCUUCAAGGACACGUUCUGGAAAGGCACUACCAGAACUCGACCCCGCAAUGGCACUUUGAACAAACAUGCAGGCAUUGACUACAAACAGCUCGCUCUCCUGGCUAAAAUAAAUGAGAACCAGUCUGGAGAGCUGUGGCAAGGUCGCUGGCAGGGGAAUGAGAUUGUUGUUAAGGUGCUAAAAGUUCGUGACUGGACCACAAGGAAAAGCCGAGACUUCAAUGAGGAAUAUCCCAAACUCAGGAUAUUUUCCCAUCCGAAUGUCCUACCCAUGUUGGGAGCAUGUCAGUCUCCUCCCGCCCCUCACCCCAUCAUCAUCACACACUGGAUGCCUUAUGGCUCUCUCUACAAUGUGCUGCAUGAAGGCACCAACUUUGUGGUGGACCAGACGCAGGCGGUGAAGUUUGCGCUGGACAUUGCUUGUGGAAUGGCUUUCUUGCACACACUUGAACCCAUGAUCCCUCGCCACUAUCUCAACAGCAAGAGCGUUAUGAUAGAUGAAGACAUGACAGCCAGGAUCAGCAUGGCAGAUGUCAAGUUCUCCUUCCAGUGUCCUGGCAGGAUGUACUCACCGGCAUGGGUAGCCCCUGAGGCCCUGCAGAAGAAGCCAGAGGAGAUCAACCGUCGGUCAGCAGACAUGUGGAGCUUUGCUAUUCUGCUGUGGGAGUUAGUGACCAGAGAAGUGCCGUAUGCCGACCUCUCCAACAUGGAAAUUGGCAUGAAGGUUGCCUUGGAGGGUUUGAGGCCCACCAUCCCCCCUGGAAUCUCACCCCACAUUUGCAAGCUCAUGAAGAUAUGCAUGAACGAAGACCCGGCAAAGAGGCCUAAAUUUGACAUGAUUGUGCCAAUUCUGGAAAAAAUGCAGGACAAGUGAUAAACCUCCUCUGCCCUCCUGUGCUGGACUGUUGAAUUGGGGGACAUCUUACCCCAAAUAUCACUCUGAUAUGGUGGUGUGGUGCUUACCAGUAUUGCCUUAAACUCUCACUCUACCGCUGCAUUCAACGCCACUGUAGCUUCUGCUUCUGAGAUGAUUCAGCAGCAGUCACUUCUAUUAUGUUGUUUUUUUUGCAAAGUGCUAUUAAGUUUUUAUUAGUGUCUCCAUCUUUGUCCGCCGUUGCUGUCUUCGCAGGAGCUUAAUAUUGACUGUUCAUCUUCUAAACUGUAAUCAUGUGGACUGAGUACAAUCUUCUUCAAUCCUGUAGACUGAAUAACCUGUGGAGGUCAGCAUGACAGUCUGCCACAUUGCUUCAGUGGAUUUAAGGCCUUAUUUUUCUUAUCUGGAGUGGGCUCACUAUUAAAAAGUCACCCUGUAAGGAAACUGUUCCUCUGUAAAUGGUGGCUCGUAAUAAAACAAACGACAUAUUAACUCGAGCUUGUCUUGUGGGGAAAAGCUAAUGUUAGCAGCAAACUGUAUGCAACUGGGCAAGCAUGACACGUCUGAAACCAAGCAUUUAAACAACAUGUAAGAAAAUGUAUAUGAAUGAGUGGCGGCCAUGAGAGUACUUAGCAGUGUUGUACCAUUCAGCUUGGCUGUGUAGUGAUGUGUAGAGCUUGACCUGCCUUGAGCAAAAAUGGCAUUUGAUCAUUGAGAUUUUGGGAAGAUUACUUUAAAAAUGCAUUACGAGAUUGCUUAUUUUCUCAUCUGUAUUACAAUAAUGUAAUGUAUUACUGUAAUCUAGUUUAUUUUCAUUAAUUUCCUUUCCCAUUUAUUAGCUGUACUAUUCAACAAAAGUCGGUCUCUUUUUCAAGAUGUCUAAAAGCGUUUCACGCUCAUGUUGAAUACUGGCAAUCUAUGUAAUCCAACACAUAAUACCUUCUUUUCGAUGUAGUGUCAGGAAUGAAUGCGUCAGCCGAGCCUGUAAUUUAUUCAUGGGAAUCACAGGUACAGUUAUAGUUUGUUUUGUGAAGCAUGGGGCCUGCCUUUUCUCACAAUUUCAUGGCUACAUCAGAAGCAGCCGCCAACAGAAGGUGACUGAGACAUUAAGGGUUGGUGUUAACAUCCUGCAAACUGUCAUAUUGUUUUUUCACUUGAGAUUACUAGAUUACUUCUGACUUUGAAUCAGUCUCAUGGGUUGUUUCUUCUACCUGCAUCGUCUCUGUGCCUCCACCAGCUUGCUCGAAUCACAGGUUGAAGCCAAAAUUAAGAAUGACUUAUACAAAUGUAUGUAUUUAUAUAUAAGUAUAUUAAAAAGGAAAAAUAUGGGCAA